AAAUAUAUAUAGAACAAGCCUCUUACCUAAGUAUAGUGUUUUUGACAACUGUCCCAGGACGAAUUCCCGGCGAAAAAUUGUUACACAAAAUGAGACGAACUUAGCGUAUAAAAGUGAAUUAUCCAUGACGCCCAAUCCUCGUGGUGACAAUAUAAGUUAUUUACUAUGAAUGCCAUAUCUUAUGUAUUGGCUGGGAGAAUGAAUCUUAGAUUACUAUUGCCCAGGGCAAAAAAUGCAAGUGAAUGUCUUCAAAUAUUUUCAAGUAUAAAUAAAGUAGUUUAUCCUGUAAGAAGUAUAGCAUCCUCAUCAGCACUGCAGGCAUCAAGGGAGAAGAGGGAUCCUGAUACACGUUUGUCAAUACAGGGAUAUUUUAACUCCAAUAACCGAAACAAAGAAUCUUUCAAAGCAGCAUGUGAAGUCUUUAAAGUAAAGGAAAGACAUCUCAGGGGUCAUGUGGAAUUUAUUUAUGCAGCACUCAAACAUAUGGAAGAAUUUGGUGUACAUAAGGACUUAGAGUUAUACAAAGAGUUACUUGACCUGUUGCCAAAAGGAAAGAUGAUCCCCCAGAAUUUUUUCCAGGCAGAGUUCAUGCAUUACCCAAGACAGCAGCAGUGUGCCAUUGAUCUUCUUGAGCAAAUGGAAUCAAAUGGUGUGAUGCCGGAUAGCGAAGUAGAAAUGAUGCUGAAGAACGCUUUUGGGAAAAACAGUCAUCCUGUGAAAAAAUUUGGCAGAAUGAUGUAUUGGAUGCCUAAGUUUAAGAAUGCUUCACCCUGGUCUUUACCUGAUAUUGUUCCAGAUGAGGCAUUUGAACUUGCGAAACUUGCCGUAGCUCGGAUGUGUUCUGUAGAUCCCACAUCAAAGUUAACCAUAUACCAGACCAAAGACGUGGAAGACGCUGUUGAUGAUACAUGGAUAGUGAGCGGAAUGAGUCAUAUACAAGAACAGUUGGUUGAAGAACACCCUGUUGAUGAGCCAAUAAAGGUUGAGGGCCCUUUCCGAAUAUUUUUACGCGAUAAGUGUGUAGGUUACUUCAUACUUCGAGCAGAAAGUAAACCACCACCGCCUCCAGUAAAACCUUCGGAAAUUGAUGAUGUAUCAAAUAUUAAACAUUGGUUCACGGGUGUGAUGGAAGAGGAGUCAUCUCUUGUCAAGAAAUGUAGUGUGCAUGAACAAGAGGAUGGUAUUAUUAUGGCCAUUUGUGCAACUGGUACAUCAAGUAGAGAUUCUCUUCUUUCUUGGAUACGACGGCUUCAGGUAACAAAUCCGAAGUUAUCCAGUAUUCCUAUACUUUUCACUCAAGCAAGUCCAAUAGGCGACAUUAUGACUGUGCAAGAACCAGUAGGAGAAGUUGAGGUUAAAUGAAUUUUUAAAUUUCCUACCUUUGUGAUUUGCUUAAAAACCGUUAUGUGAAGGUGAAAAAUGUAGAUUACAAAAUAAUUUUUUUUAAUAAAAAUGUAAAUAUUUUGUUAGAGAAGAGGUUUUUAAUGAUGUAAAACUCCUUAUGGUAAAAAUUAAACUCAGUGCUCUGAAUAUAAUAAUAUAAUUAUGGCUAUA
Messenger RNA from Macrobrachium nipponense, 1554 nucleotides. It is a transcript of the gene ECSIT, whose product is annotated as evolutionarily conserved signaling intermediate in Toll pathway, mitochondrial-like. The record is from RefSeq and is a predicted model, not a curated record. NCBI's taxonomy places the organism in Eukaryota, Metazoa, Arthropoda, Malacostraca, Decapoda, Palaemonidae. Bases 166 to 1362 code for a protein of 398 amino acids. The transcript is spliced from 11 exons. Gene Ontology annotation, cellular component: mitochondrion. Gene Ontology annotation, biological process: innate immune response; cell surface receptor protein serine/threonine kinase signaling pathway.